Molecule: messenger RNA, 757 nt
Organism: Gambusia affinis (western mosquitofish)
Lineage: Eukaryota; Metazoa; Chordata; Actinopteri; Cyprinodontiformes; Poeciliidae
Gene: s100w
Product: S100 calcium binding protein W
Exons: 5
Coding region: 96-590 (164 amino acids)
Molecular function (GO): transition metal ion binding; calcium ion binding
Source: RefSeq, a predicted model, not a curated record
CAACCUCUAAGCUUCAAGUCUGAACGUGACUGGAGAUUACUGGAGAACCUUUUUUCACUUACCAUUUCCUUCUGGUAACAACCUCCACACCUUUGAUGUCUGUUUUUACUCUCGAAGCUUCACUUUACAGACCGAUGUUCUCCAGAAAAUACCAAAGAAUCAACCAUUUGAAACAUCCUGCGGCAGUCUCAGUUGGGACCACGCUGCUGACACAAACACACUCUUCACCUGGCGGACACAAACUGUCAGUCUCAACCAUGGCCCGCCUGGACCAGGUCAUCACAAACAUUGUGGACAUUUUUAUGGAGUAUGCUGAUGACGGCGGCAAGAAACGUCAGCUGAACAAGGAGGAGCUCAAAAAGCUCUUCGAACAGGAAAUCCAGAGUCCCGACUUAAAGGAUAAAAUCAGUGCAGGUGACAUUGAGGAAGCAAUGGAGAUAUUGGACAAGAACCACGAUGGAGAGGUGAACUUCCGCGAGUUCUGUCGGUGUGUGUGCGACCUCGCUAAAUGCUACUACCACAAGAAGACAGGAAGGGGAGGAAAGAGAGGCAAGGGGAAAGGCCAGGAGGGGGAGGAGGGAGAAGGCUGACGAAACUAAAAGGUCCGACCAAAUAACAGAAAAAUGUUGUCUAGAUGUAAUGUUUUCCUCAAAGGUGGUACUGCUGACUCUUCAAGCUGCUGAAAAAAAAAAGAUUCCUUGUAUACUGGUUUCCAAACAAACGUGCAUAAUGUGUGAAAAUAAAUUAUAGCUAUGAA